AUGCUCCCAACCACUCUUCGUGCCCUGCGCUCCCGUAGCGCAGCGGCCACCUCCCGCUCCUUCGUCCGCUACACCUCUACCGCGACCACCAGCAACCAGGUCCCCGCCAACGACCCCGUCAAGCGCGAUGCAAAGCCAAACGUCUCCGAGACCAAUGCGGUCCCUACCUCUUCUGAGGGCGCUUUCGACAAGGUCUUGCAGGAGUCUCCAGAGGAGGCCGAGAAGAUGAGGGUUACACAGGCGCCGAACUACAAGGGUAUCUGGUCGCGGAGUCAGAAUCCGAGGGAAGUUGCGAUGAGCGGGCCAAGGUUCGAGCAGAGCAUUAUUGAGGAUCAGCCUCGACCGUAUGCCGCCAUCGAGCUCAUCCACAAGCAACCCGUUCGCUGGACGCAUGACCGCACGGUAUCUUGCGACGGAGGCGGUGGACCUCUCGGACACCCCAGGAUCUUCAUCAACGUGGAUAAGCCCCAGAUCUGCUGGUGCACGUACUGCGGACUACCAUUCGCACACGAGAAACACCGAGCACUUCUCGAAGCCACCCCCGAACACGAGCUUUCAUACCCGCUUGGACCUAAAGGCGAUGCGGCAGAGGUCAACGAGACACAGAAAGUUACGGACGAGCCGCUCGCGCAGCGAUAA
Molecule: messenger RNA, 639 nt
Organism: Alternaria atra
Lineage: Eukaryota; Fungi; Ascomycota; Dothideomycetes; Pleosporales; Pleosporaceae
Exons: 3
Coding region: 1-639 (212 amino acids)
Biological process (GO): mitochondrial electron transport, NADH to ubiquinone
Source: RefSeq, a predicted model, not a curated record